GCUUGAACCUCACUGAGUUGUAUUCGUACGAACACAUACGUAGUAGCAAAGGUCCAUCACCUACGUGCAAUGACGCCCCGACGGACCAUGUAAAUUCAACAUCCAUAUCGGGAGCCGUUCAAACAUGGAGCGGCCUUUCUCAACCUCGAAGGUUACCGUUGAGUACUUCGAUCCCCACGAUGUGUACAAACUUGUUGCGCCGGGUCUCGUCCCUCGACUGCCCCUUCGAAACUUGCAUUGGCAGUCGCAUGCCGGUCCUUUGCGAUCCAUCGACACCCUCCACGUUGAACUCACACCCGCUGGCGGCGAGCCUGGCGCCCCGACCUCACCUGCCGCUUCUCCCUCGUUGAGCCGCUCUGUCAGUGCGAGCGCCAAGGACGAUGGCUUCCAGACACAGUCAAUUGGAGGCAAGCCGGCAUCUUCAGAUGCUACCGACACGCCGCCUAUUGCAGCGCGACAGCCUGGCAAGGAACGACGCCAUCAGAUUCCUGGCCUGAGACGGACGCCCUACCUCAAGGUCUUGCUAGUUCGAUGCGACGACAGUGACACGUACAAGUCUCAGACGAGAUCCGAAAUCCGAGAGUGGAUCAAGCAAAACACCCCCCCAUCGCAGUCGACGCGGAAGCUGAACACGCAAGAGAACCAUGACGCCUUCGAGUUUCUGAUUGUCCACGUUGUGAUACCAAACACUUUUGCGGCCAACCAGCCCAGAGUCAGUGGCAAGGGACCCGAUGCUACCGAAAAGUCAAGGACAUCAAGAUGGGGUUCGGGCUCCUCGACGCUCCUCGAGAAGCUUCGGUCCGACUUUAAUAGUUCCAGCAAGGGCGCGAUUGAUCGUGUUGCCCAGAUCCGGAUCGGCAUCAACGAUGUGCCGUAUGACGUUCUUCCCCGGGUGGUGCCUGCUACCCCAACUGGCUACACCGAGUCGCGACAGGAUGCUGAGAAUGCCUGGGAAGAUUUGAUUGGCAAGUUCAAGGAGCUGAUCCUGUCGUCCUUUGACAUGAGGGUGUCUCAGUACGAGGAGGACAUCAAAGAGAAAGAUGCCCAGCGCGUCCUCCCAGGAUGGAACUUUUGUACCUUUUUUAUUCUGAAGGAGGGUCUCGCGCGUGGGUUCGAGAGCGUGGGCUUGGUUGAAGAUGCUCUUGUCGGCUAUGACGAGCUCAGCGUCGGCCUCGACACCGUUGUUCAAGAACAGGCCACAUCCGGGGACCCCCAAACGCAUGGUGGAUCACUACUGAGUCACACAGAGGAUCUUGUGAAGCGUGCUGAAGCAGCCAUCGCUGAGUUGGUUGACGAAGAUGGAUCUGUCGAAGAUGAACAGCCGGUUGAUCUUCAGGCAAGUGAAGUGCAAAAGGCCGACAAAUUUGACGACAUUCCUAUCAGCUCUACAAAGAAGCCGUAUCGUGAGAUGAUCGUUGCCAAUAACGUUUCAGUCUAUGAUUUCCGUUGUUACAUCUUCUCGAGGCAAAUCUCUCUAUUGCUUCGCCUUGGCAACGCAUGGUCCACGAGAGAGGAACUCCUCGCAAAGCUUAGGGAGCAACAGGAAUCGGUUCUCCAUGGUGUUGCUCCGCGAGCACCGCCUCCCAAACAGACGGAAGAAGCCGAAAACCUUACAAUGCUGGCUGAGAUCUGCCGCAGGACAUUGGAAUUCAUUCCUGCUGUUUCGCAAGUAAUGAGGGCAGACAUCCUGUCAGCACUGAAGAACAAGCUCACGGAGGAGGACUCGCCCAUUCUCAACCCUGUUCUGGCCGAGACUAUCGACAACCUAGUUGCCUCUUUUGCUUUCUCGGUUGCGCAACAGAUCCUUGCUCAGACUUCCACAAAGGCUCUUCCUAUUCCGCCAUCCACUCUUACUCCUGCCGACGCGCAUGAGCCCAAAUCGUCGAUCCCGGAGCUCAAAACGAUAAUGCACCCGGUUCGAAACUCCUCUUUGCGCGUAGGCACAAAUUCAGAUACGAGACAACCGCCCAGCCCCGGCAUCUUCCCUGGCGCACCAGCGUCCAGUGGCGAAGAUGCAGCAUCGCCCAACGCUCACUUCUUGAAGGCUGGCCUAGAAGAACUCGCCGCGCGUCGUGCCGAGCUGUAUGCACUCUCCAGAAAUGUUCUGCAGGGCAGUGGGAGGAAGCGCGGCUGGGAUACUGGAUGGACCUCGGCGCCAGUGAUUGGAGAGAUGGAUGGCAAUGACUUCGAAGACGUCAGCCUCCAUGGUGACGAGGAGAAGAGGCCACCCCCGGACGGUCCAGAGCCACUCUGUAUAGGAUUGGCCGGCAUCGAGAAUGGCCUUUUGCACGCCGCCCUUGGCGACCGGGAUGGCUUCUACCGCCUCUACGAAACUCUCACCGACAAGGCUUUGCGCCAUUACACCGUUGCAAACCAUACUCACGCUGUCAAGACUAGUAUGGCUGACCUAGCCGUGUUGAAAUAUCACUUGGGCGAGUACGGGCCCGCGGCAUCAUUCUUCUACAUGACGACGCCGUUUUUUGGAGAGAACAGCUGGAGCUUACUGGAACUGUCGAUGCUCGUCAUGUACUCUCGAUGUCUCAAGGAGCUCCAACGAAAGGACGAGUUCAUUCGCGUAGGACUGAAACUUUUGACGAAAGCAGCCGCUGCAGAGAAUGAAAAGUUGCAGCGCAGAAAGCAACUGUCCCUAGGAGCUCGCUCGGAGGUCCAGUAUCCUGACAAGAGCGCCAUUGCUGGUUUUCUCGACGACGUCCUGAGUGUGGCCAAGACACUUUCCAAUGAAGUGAGGGUGCCUCUAGGGCACCUCUUCACUCAAGUUGAAGUUGUUGGGCCCCCCGAAUACCACAACGGGAGAGACUGCUUCUCUCUCACCGUCAAAUUGCACAGUCUGCUCAUGGAUGAUUUGAGUUUGGAAAAAGCUACAAUUCGUCUAUCCAGAACUACACCAGGAGGGGCGAAGGAGGUUUGGUUACACACCUCUGAACCGAACACUCUGAGGCCUGGCGUCAAUAAGCUCCUUCUCACCAGCACUACAAAUGUAUCCGGGCACUACAAAAUCGACCGCGCAGAUCUGAUAUGUAACAAAGUCGAUUUACACUGGGAACGAGACGUAAACCAAACACCAAGCAAGAAUGCUCAAAUAUUCCGCUUGUCCGAUUUAGAGCUUUACCGCCCAGCAGGUGGUUUGAGUUGUCGUCUAACGGCAGCCAGGAAUAUUCAACUGGACAAAAACAGCUCGGUGGAUCUGGAACUUUCUACUGGUUGGAAUUCCAUCAAAUCUUGCGUACUCUCUGUGAAGCCGUCGACUGGUGGUCUGAGGAUCAUUUCGACCGAAGCAGAAUUCCUUGGGCCAGCGUUUCAGUAUGAAAAGCCAUUGGAAGCAGGCCUCUUUCGCUUCGGAAUCAUCGAUGCAUCGUGCACCAUGAAAAUGCGCUUUCCGUAUACGAUUGAGCAAGACGUUCCCAACAUCUCGGUCAGGGUUGAGUUAACUUACACGACAGAAGACGGCACCUAUCACUACUCCAGUACUUUCUCUGUCCCCGUCGCGCUCGCAUUAGGGGUCAACGUACAGGACGUUUUCAAGCACAAUGCACUGUUUUCCCGGUUCAGCGUCUCAACUGCAUCUUUCAGUCCACUGCGACUGUUCAAGACCGAGCUGAUUGACUCAGAGGUAUUUGCCGCUCAUUCAGCUGCUUCAGCGAGCAAGUCAGUCAUGGUGUUCCCGAGACAGCCUGCCAGCUUGCUUUAUAGAAUCACCCGCAAAGCGACUGGCACCAUAAAACCAAAGACGCAACGAACACUGUACCUGAAACUCUACUACAGUGUCCUCAUGGACGAGGUUGUUGCGCUCGUUGAGAAAUCUCUCACAGAAGCUAUCCAGCCACUGCCGAUAUCAUCGUUCUCUGGCUUCCUGAUUGGCCGACUCAUUGCGGAGAUGCAGUCCAGGCUAUCCGCCUACGAUCUGGAACGCGCCGCUCUGCUGGGAGAGGUCCCGACGUCGUUUAUCUCAACCUUUCUUUCCCGUCACAGCUUGGAAGGGCUGGGGCUGAUUCCCGGAAGCGGCGACGAUGCCUCUACCGCGCUGAAGCAAUUCCUCCGGGACUGGCAAUCGACACAUCCCAAGUUGGCCAUCAAGGAAAUCGAAUCUGCUAGUCGCUCGAUUCUCAUCCCUGUGGACGUGCCCUCAAUUCCUGUCUUCCACUCAGUUGACAUUCAGCUUCCUCCGCUCAAAGAGCAUCUUGUUGGCUCUACAGUAGCUGUCAACCAACUUCUCUCCGCUAAUCUCCGACUGCGAUGGACUAGGAUUUGGGAUACAGCCGUGAGCGAUGGCAAGGGCAUCAACAGAGACUAUGAGUUCAGCUACGAUAUCACGGCUCCUGGAGACACGUGGCUCAUUGGCGGUCGAAAGCGUGGAAACUUCAAGAGUUUGGGCGUCGAUAAGACAGAUGCCAAGUUUGGAGAGUCGGAGCUGCACGUGCCUGUUCUGAUUGUUCCCCUUCGUGAGGGGAGACUACCGUAUCCAAAUGUCGAGAUCCGUGAGGUCAAGAAGGAUGAUAACGAGGAGACGGCUGGGCAUCACGAGAUUGAUUAUCAGAACAUUGGCGAGACGGUCCGGGUAGUGGCUGACUUGCAGCGGGUGACGCUGAGUCUGGACGCUAGCGGCCCCAGUGGCGGCCCACUGGUUCUAGAGAGCGAACGGCGGGAGUUCGAACACCGCAUUCUACUGUAGACAAUCAAUGGGCCAGUAUUGCCUCAAAUUUUGCGCCUUCUCACGACGACACAAUAGUCAAUGUAAGGCAUGAAACUGCUCGAGCUUAGCUAAAGUUCGAUCCUGUGCAUAUUCAACAAACUCAACAACUGCCCGCUUUGGCUUUGAGCGUUCAAUAGGUAAAGACCUCAGGCUUCUGGGCUCGACUUUGCGGCGCAGUUCUGUCAGUCGGUGCCGUCGUGCCGUAGCCGGCCUUGGCCGACUAGCUCACGUAUGACUGUCGUUAGCUCCGCAAAGACUCGGUAACCAGGAUUGGACGAACCGGAAGCAACCGUAUCCUUCGCAACCAACCGGCACAGCCACCAUAAAAUCUAAGACAGAAAGGAUAUCGACUGGUGACCCAAGUCAGAUGACAUGCGCGGAAGCUGUGCCGCAAUAAAUCAG
This is a messenger RNA of Colletotrichum navitas, 5113 nucleotides long. RefSeq lists its product as uncharacterized. The transcript is spliced from 3 exons. The record is from RefSeq and is a predicted model, not a curated record. Gene Ontology annotation, biological process: early endosome to Golgi transport; intra-Golgi vesicle-mediated transport. Bases 125 to 4690 code for a protein of 1521 amino acids. NCBI's taxonomy places the organism in Eukaryota, Fungi, Ascomycota, Sordariomycetes, Glomerellales, Glomerellaceae. Gene Ontology annotation, cellular component: TRAPPII protein complex.